GUCUUCAUUUCCUCUCAGCUUGACGUUCCCUUCUCAGAGAGAACAGCAAGCUUUACAUCAAAAGAAAAGAAAAAAAAAAAGAGUCUAUUUCCUCUUUCCGUUCUUUCCUCUCAAUUUGAUUUAAUUUCUGAAAGGAAACACAUUAUUUUGAUUAUAAAUAUGCAGGCGGUUUCUCCUACACAAAAUCUUAACUCUUCUAUAAUUCGGCCGUCGAAGCCUCGGCUCAACCAGCUGACUCGGUUCGCCGUUCGCUGCGUCUACCGGUCUGAUUCGGUCCAAUUCCCCAAUGGAGUCGGUUCAAGCCGUGCCGAUUGGCAAAGCUCCUGUGCUAUCCUUUCUAGCAAAGUCUUUUCUCAGGACCAAGGUUCCGGUGACAAAUCCACUCCUCCCUCCGCUUCGGACCACCUCGCCCCCGCUGUUAACGGCCACAAGACCACCAUCGAUCUCAACCUAGUCCCAAUCGACAAAAACAACAAGCCUCAACCACCUUCUCAACCGCCUCCACAAAAACCGCUAACCAUCACCGACUUGUCCCCGGCUCCGAUGCAUGGCUCUCAGCUGCGCGUAGCCUACCAGGGAGUACCUGGCGCGUACUCCGAAGCUGCUGCGGGAAAGGCUUAUCCUAACUGUGAAGCCAUCCCUUGUGACCAGUUCGAAGUGGCGUUUCAAGCAGUUGAGCUUUGGAUCGCCGACCGAGCCGUGUUACCAGUGGAAAACUCACUCGGCGGCUCGAUUCAUCGGAACUACGAUCUACUCCUCCGGCACCGCCUCCACAUCGUCGGCGAAGUCCAACUCCCAGUCCACCACUGCCUGUUAGCUCUCCCAGGAGUCCGUAAAGAGUACCUUACGCGUGUCAUUUCUCAUCCACAAGCUCUAUCCCAGUGCGAACACACACUCACCAAACUCGGUCUCAACGUCACGCGCGAAGCUGUUGACGACACAGCCGGAGCGGCGGAGUACAUCGCAACCAACAACCUUCGCGACACCGCCGCCAUAGCAAGCGCACGCGCCGCCGAACUCUACGGACUCCAAAUCCUUGCCGAUGGAAUCCAAGACGAUUCGAGCAACGUCACGCGCUUCGUCAUGCUAGCUCGGGAGCCAAUCAUCCCGCGUACGGAUCGGCCAUUUAAAACGAGCAUCGUUUUUGCGCACGACAAAGGGACGAGCGUGCUUUUCAAAGUGCUGUCUGCGUUUGCGUUUAGGAACAUCAGCCUAACAAAAAUCGAGUCGCGGCCGCACCGCAACAGGCCGAUCCGGUUGGUCGACGACGCCAAUGUGGGAACUGCCAAGCAUUUUGAGUAUAUGUUUUACGUGGAUUUCGAAGCGUCGAUGGCGGAGGUCAGGGCCCAAAACGCGUUGGCUGAGGUUCAGGAGUUCACGUCGUUCUUGAGGGUGUUGGGAAGUUACCCUAUGGAUAUGACGCCUUGGUGCCCCUCUAGGGAAGAUUAGCAAAUCCCAUGGAAAUAAACAAAAAAGUAAAAAAAAAAAAUCAUUUGCACAAAAAAGAGAUUGGGGAAAUUAAUUUUAAUUUUACUUUUUAA
This is a messenger RNA of Theobroma umbraticum, 1541 nucleotides long. RefSeq names its product arogenate dehydratase/prephenate dehydratase 6, chloroplastic-like. The record is from RefSeq and is a predicted model, not a curated record. Gene Ontology annotation, molecular function: arogenate dehydratase activity; prephenate dehydratase activity. Lineage: Eukaryota; Viridiplantae; Streptophyta; Magnoliopsida; Malvales; Malvaceae. Gene Ontology annotation, cellular component: cytoplasm; chloroplast. Gene Ontology annotation, biological process: L-phenylalanine biosynthetic process.